AUGGCUGUGUUACGCUACAUUAGAAAUAAAACAUCAAGAUUUCACACGUUUGCAGCUUACAGACUUGCUGUUAUUCAUGAAGGAUCAACGCCACAGGAAUGGAGAUAUGUUAAUACCAAACUCAAUCCUGCAGAUUAUGCUUCAAGAGGACUUUCAGCAAAUGAAAUAGUGCAGCAAGGACGCUGGAUCCAAGCUCCAAAAUUUCUAUGGACUUCCGUUGAUUGUUGGCCAGAAACACCUACAGAAAAUUUGCGUGAAAUACUAGAUGAUCCGGAAGUGAAAAAAGCAUCAGUUAGAGCAUUAGUAGCUGAUAUACACAAGGCAGAACCAAGUAUUGACCUGAUGGGUGUUGAGAAACUUAUCAAUCAUCAUUCUUCUUGGUAUACGCUAAGGAAAACUGUGGCAUGGAUUUGGAGGAUCCGCAGCAAACAACUUCAUCGUAUUCAACGAAAUAAAUUUAUUGACAACCCAUCAUCUAAUGAAAGGGUUGGAUCCCCACCAGAUGUCUUGGGACACAUUUCGCUUCAGGACUUACAGAAAGCUGAAAUCGCCAUUUUGCGAUAUAAGGAAACUCACAUGUGA
Saccostrea cuccullata (small rock oyster) is the source of this 582-nucleotide messenger RNA. RefSeq lists its product as uncharacterized. NCBI's taxonomy places the organism in Eukaryota, Metazoa, Mollusca, Bivalvia, Ostreida, Ostreidae. The transcript is spliced from 2 exons. The coding region runs from base 1 to 582 and encodes 193 amino acids. The record is from RefSeq and is a predicted model, not a curated record.